Messenger RNA from Fusarium venenatum, 1155 nucleotides. RefSeq lists its product as uncharacterized. Lineage: Eukaryota; Fungi; Ascomycota; Sordariomycetes; Hypocreales; Nectriaceae. The record is from RefSeq and is a predicted model, not a curated record.
AUGCCGGCCUUCAGGCCGCUUGCGAAUUUGCGAGUGUCCCUUGCAAACCCUGCGCCCCAAUACCGACGCUUCAGUGCAACUCCUACCCGAUGCUUGAGUGCCGUCUUCGCAGAGACCGAAAACCCCGAGUUGAACAAAAUUCUUAUCGAUGUUCAGGAGAAGAUCAUCCUUCCAGCAUACCUGCCCGAGACACAGAGGAAGAUUGUCUAUAACCCAAGCAAGAGCGACUUCAUGCGGCGCAACCCCAUCGUUAUCGAGCUUGAUGGCCUUGAGCAUACAUUUUCGCCAAUCGAUAUAAAGAAGGACAUCCCGAAUUCAAAGACAGCACUCACGCAAGCGACCAAGCUAAUGAAGACCAAGGAGGAAUGGGACAACAUCGCUACGUUCCUCGCCGGCUACAAGAGGGCUGGGAUUAAGCUAGAAAAGGAGCACUAUUCGUCCUUGAUUCGGAGGGCAUGCGACGCCCAGCAGGAAUAUUCCAUUAUUGAGUGCGCCAAGCAGGCUGACAAGACUGGCCUUACUCUAAGAUACGAUUCCUCAAUCACCCUCUUAAUGUCAUCCAUCAACCAAAGGAUCUACGACUCAACGCGAGAAGAGCAAGAUAUUCUGCAAGCUUUGAAAUGGAAUCAACUGAUUUGGGAUCUGAUACAACGUCCACAGCACGAACGGAAAGAAGAGUUAAUCUCUAGGCUGGCUCACUUCAGCCCUACCAUCCGAGGACUUCUUCUUUUCAGCCAAGCACAUACAAUCCAAGCGCAACAGGCAGCCGGAGAGUCUGUCGAGAAACUCACCAAAGAAUUGCGGGAUAACGUAGAGUUCAUCGCCGCAGCGUGCAAAAUUGAGCGGCAUCGCGGCAUGGUCCCCUCGUGGCACAAGUUGAACGUACGCAGUGACAAAGAGACCCGGACGAAGAAGGACCCUCUCAGCCCCUACUACUAUGUUAGGGUACUUGCUCAGAACAUCAGAGCGGUGGAACUUGCACAGGAAAUUAUUGGCGACGACGCAAAGAACCUGACGCAUUUCCAUGACCUGCUGGAAAAACAUGCCGAAGACUUCAUCAAGGCAGGCUCUGAAAACAGGAAAGGCUUUGGUCUCGAAUAUGAACGUAUUACAGGCCGGAAGCCUGAUUGGGAGAAAUACUUGACUAUGGAUUAG